Penicillium hordei is the source of this 1119-nucleotide messenger RNA. RefSeq names its product fungal specific transcription factor domain-containing protein. Gene Ontology annotation, cellular component: nucleus. The coding region runs from base 1 to 1119 and encodes 372 amino acids. The record is from RefSeq and is a predicted model, not a curated record. Gene Ontology annotation, biological process: positive regulation of transcription by RNA polymerase II. Lineage: Eukaryota; Fungi; Ascomycota; Eurotiomycetes; Eurotiales; Aspergillaceae. Gene Ontology annotation, molecular function: DNA-binding transcription factor activity; transcription cis-regulatory region binding. The transcript is spliced from 3 exons.
AUGGAAUUCUGCAUGAUCCCAUUAACGUCUGACCUACAGAUGAAUCCGUUUCGAUACCGCAGAACCAUCGUACCGGAGCCAAUGUUUCUGGUCCAUGCGGUGAUGGCUUUAGCAGGUCAUCAUGUUAAGAGUGCAUCAACCGAUGACCAUCGCUAUACAGCAUUGAAACUCUUCCGCGAGAGCCUUAAUGCAUCCGGUAAUAUAGAAGAUGGCUCCUCUAUGCUUGAUGCGAUUAUGAUAUUAUUUUCCUUCGACGAAGCUCAAUCCACCCUUGGAUACUGGAGCACACAUCUCAAGGGAGCCUAUGGCCUUAUCGAAGCGUACGGGGGAAUUGAAGCAUGGACUACAUCUGCUCGGGCAGACGCUCAAAUAGGAUUGCUGUUGUGGUGGGAUGCCAUCACCAGUCUCUUGUCUCGGGAAGACCGCGUGUUCCCAUACGCAUACGUUGAAGCCACCCUAUCGAACCCCGAAGAUCGGAAGUGGAAUUUCUUUGACCUCUGUGGGUGCCCACACAGUGUGGUCACGCUGGUCAUGCAAGUGGUGCGUCUGAGUGCCGAAAAACGCCAAUCUUCAUCCAUGCGGUACGUGGCCUUUGACGCCACAGCGAUCGCCCAAAUCGAGCAAGAGCUCGAGUCCUGGCAUCACAUUUCACCUGCUACACUUGCCUUUGGUAGCGAAGAGGACAUCCAACAAGACCAAGACUGUAUGCACUGCUCGGAGGCCUGGAGACACGGCCUGCUGCUCUAUAUCUACCGCGUGUUCCGAUGGAAGCCGGGAAGCCCGAUUCCAAUGCACGUUGUCCGUUGGGCCCGGGUCAUUGUGGACCAUGUGGUUUCGUGUCGCGACGAGAGCAUGGUCUCCCGGCAGGCGUUGCUGCCGCUCUUCUUUGCGGGCUGCGAACAGCGCGAUCGAUCGGUACGGCAGAAGAUCGUGCAGUUUUGCUCGGUGUGGAAUGACCGGACGCGGUAUCAGAUGUUUGGGAGCACCAUCCCGUUGCUUGAAGAAGUAUGGGCAGAGCAGGAGGCGAAGGGCUUUGAGAACGUGUGGUGGGGUCACAUCGUGGAUCGAAAACACACUUCGUCUUGUUAUCCGUUGCAAAUGCGGCUUUGCUUUGGAUGA